AUGAUGGUGUCCCACAGUGUUUCGAACAAUGAUGUCGUCUUUGAUGUUGUAUUGCAACUUCUAGCCUCACUGACGCUUUCCGCAAACGACGCUCACAAUUUGAUACAAGUCAUCGUCGACAGCACUGGACUAGAGAGCCCUGGGCCCUCUGCUGCCUCUCCCACCACAGAUGCACAGACAUUGGUAUCUCCCGCUGCCCAGACUCUGCCCACCAUUGCUCCCGCUGCUCAGGCCUUGCCACCCACCCCUCCUGCUGUUCAGCCCCUACCACCCGUUGCUCAGCCCCUGCCACCCGCUGCUCAGGCCCUAUCGCCUGCCCCUCCCGCUGCUCAGGCCCUGUCACCCGCUCCUCCUGGCCCCGCCCCUCCCACUCACAUUGAUCUUCCUAACCCUAAUGUGCACAAUGAACACUUACCCGAUCUCCCAACAAGCAGAGUCAUGGUCAACGGGGAGGAACACCUUCAGCAGCACUAUAAAGGCUUUACCUUUGACAUUCCGCAUCCAGAUGCUAGAGGCCCAUUCUACAUUGUUACUCGUGGUCGCCGGGUUGGACACGUACUUCUCCCCACGUUCUCGGAGUCAGUUGUUCGUCUUACACUCGUGCGAGGUCCUGGUCUGACGGCGUCCUGGUCUGACGGCGUCCUUCGCAUGCUUGAUGCAAUCAAGCUUGAAGAAGCCAGGUGGCUGCCUUGA
Messenger RNA from Suillus clintonianus, 693 nucleotides. RefSeq lists its product as uncharacterized. The record is from RefSeq and is a predicted model, not a curated record. The transcript has 3 exons. NCBI's taxonomy places the organism in Eukaryota, Fungi, Basidiomycota, Agaricomycetes, Boletales, Suillaceae. Bases 1 to 693 code for a protein of 230 amino acids.